Suillus plorans is the source of this 1284-nucleotide messenger RNA. RefSeq names its product UbiA prenyltransferase family. The coding region runs from base 281 to 1117 and encodes 278 amino acids. The transcript is spliced from 4 exons. NCBI's taxonomy places the organism in Eukaryota, Fungi, Basidiomycota, Agaricomycetes, Boletales, Suillaceae. Gene Ontology annotation, cellular component: membrane. The record is from RefSeq and is a predicted model, not a curated record. Gene Ontology annotation, molecular function: transferase activity, transferring alkyl or aryl (other than methyl) groups.
CCUGCCUGUUCACAAUACCCUUGGGCAAUCGUUGACGUAUUUUAUCGAGGUGGUCCUGAAUCACUACGAGACUCGGAGAACUGGUCCCCCGAGAACACCUACCCUGUCCAACAAGAUCGUUCUUCCCGUCCUAUUCAGGAUGCCCAACCGAGCUCUUCCUCGACCCCUUCCGUGCUUUCGCACGGUGUCUCUGAUGAGGCUCAAACAUCUAAUUUCGGUUCUGCUUCUUCUGGUCGACAUUUAUUAAGGAUACGGGAUAUGUGCUACAAUCUCCACACUCAUGAGCGCCCUUGAUUUUGGAUCGAAAUCCCUAUUUACACUCUAUCUCUUCACGCACAAUGACAUUCUGACGACGAUCAUCCCAACGACACUUUUCGCACUGGUGUCAGCCCCCCUCUACAGCCCUUACCGAUGUGUUCAUGUGGUCUGGUGGAUUUGGCUUCACCUCCUUCAUUUUAAUGUUGCCAAUCAAGUGAUUGAUCCAGCAGAAGAUGGCAGGAACAAAGCUAGCCGACCAAUACCAGCGGGAUACAUCAGUUUACGAGAUGCGGUCUAUCUACGCUGGUCCUUGGUCCCCAUAUGCUUGGUAUCAUCAGCAUUCUACAGCAUCCAAGUGCUUAGCGCAAGCCUAGCGAUAACUCUGCUCACUCUUUGGUACAAUGAAUUCAAAGCCCAUAGUCAUUGGUUUUCAAAAAACUUGAUGACCGGCUUAGGAUAUGCUUGCUUCCAGGCUGGGGCCACCCUCAUUGCAGGCCGAGAUAUGUCGCGACUAGAGCCGAAUGCUCUCUUAGCUGUGCUGCUUAGCAUCGCUAUGUUCGCCACCACGCUCCAAGCACAGGACUUCAAAGACCAGGAAGGAGAUCGCUCCAUAGGCAGACGAACGCUACCGAUCGCACAUCCUUCUCCAGCUCGUGUGUCCAUGUUUGUAGGACUUCCGAUGUGGUCGAUUUGUCUUACUCAGGUCUGGAGGAUGGACGCAUACUGCAGCGUCACAUUCGUGUUGUAUUCGGGACUUGUCGGAUUACGAUUCAUGGUAUGUAAGACAACCCAGGCGGACCGUCUGUCGUGUCAGCUAUAUAGUGUGAGUCAUACUCUCAUCUGUCUAACUUCGGCCUGACCAAGUACUUUCCGAAGCUUUGGUUUUCUGUUGCACAUCUACUUCCUGGUUACUGGCGUUACUUCCAUGAAGCGCGCAUACAUAUAUCAUAGUGUUUCCUGAACUGGAGGCUUGAACUUUUCACUCUGGACUUAUGGUCGUCGCAAUUUGUUACAUCAAUCAAACAU